Molecule: messenger RNA, 974 nt
Organism: Drosophila melanogaster (fruit fly)
Lineage: Eukaryota; Metazoa; Arthropoda; Insecta; Diptera; Drosophilidae
Gene: lectin-24A
Product: lectin-24A
Exons: 1
Coding region: 46-894 (282 amino acids)
Cellular component (GO): extracellular region
Molecular function (GO): carbohydrate binding
Source: RefSeq, marked reviewed
UACUACAAAGCUGUUGAUAUUAAACGCAUCUAAAUAAAUAAAAUCAUGUUUAGAUUGUCAGUCUUAGUUCUGAACUUACUCCUUGUUAGCCAUGAAUUCUCGGCAGGAACCGCGAAAAUUGAAAUUCAGCCAUUACCUGCCCUAUGCAACGGAUACUGCUUCCCCACCCUGAAGCCAGUUAUGGAGUAUGUUGCUAUCCACCAGGACAAAUGGAAUACUUGUACGGAAAUAUUAGCGAACGAAGCCCGCAAGGAUCAGAUCCAGUUGAAUAUCCAGCUGGAUGCCUUGAAAGCAGACGUUUCCAACAUAAAGGCAUCGCAGCUGUCAAAGGAUGAGAAGCUGGACAGGAUGGAGCGAGAGCAGUUUGCCAUGCAUGAAUCUUUGGAGACCAUCAAUCGGUAUCUUACAGUGAAACUGGACAGAACGAAAUUGCAGCUUGAGGCGAUCAAAAACACAAUGGAUUAUAUGAAGGCCCAAAUGGAUGGCUAUUUCUCAGCCAUAAAUGGAGUUCAAUGCCUACAGCCAGGAUUUGAGAAGAUAGGCGAUAGAUAUUUUUACAUCGAAGAAGAUGUUGAGCUAAAUUGGCUGGAUGCUCAGGCCAAAUGUCGUCGAAUGGGAGGUCACCUAGCCUCUAUAAAAACUAAACAGGAGUUUGACGCAAUCGUAGAGAAGCUCGAUGAUUCGAAAUCAUACUUCCUGGGCGUCAACGAAAACACAAAAACCGGUGACUUUGUGUCUGCAGCCUCCGGAAAAAGUUGUUUGUAUCACGAGUGGGGUCCUGGUGAACCCCAUCACAAUAAUGACCAAGAGCGAUGCGUUUCAAUCUUGCGAAAACUCAUGCAUGUGGGCAAUUGUACUUAUGAAAAAAGAUUCAUAUGCCAGUAUGGCAUCUAGCCAGUUAAAAACCAAAAAAAAUCAAAUCAUUGUGCAUUUUGAAGAUUUUGAAAAUAAAACAAACACUUUCCAUUGUUUGU